AUGGCUCCACCUCCAUGUGUUGGUCUUCUGAUGCUGCUCCUACUCCUAGCCGUCGUCGUCGCAUUGGUAUGGCCGGCCAUCAUGUGCACCCGGCGAGGCUGCCCGUCCAUGCGCUGCGAUUCGUUCGUUCGAGGCACCGCUACCGCCUGCCGGAGAAGAUGCCAGGCCGGCAGUGGGCGCCGGCUACUUCGCACCGAGAGAUCCAAUAUGCACCACUUCCUCCUCCUCUUUCUCAUUUUCUUGCUUCCCCAUGAAACCAGCUACUACGCGGCCGCAGCUUCCGGCGGUGGCGACUUGUGCAGCCGCCGGUGCGGCGGUACCACCGUCCCAUACCCUUUCGGAUUCUCCCCCGGCUGCCCCAUCGCCCUGUCGUGCGACGCCAGCACCUCCACGCCCAUCCUCCCAUACAUAGACAUAGGAGAUAACGGCACCAUGCACCGUGUCAUCGCCUUCAACUCCACCAGCUCCACGAUGGUCGUCAACCUCCCUCCAUCGUGCAGCCGCAGUGUCCCCGAGGCCAGGAGGGAACUCUCCGGGGGCAACUACGGCGUGUCAUCUCGCACCGGUCUUUUCCUCCGCGGCGGCUGCAGCGGGAUCAACGCUUCGGCGGGCGCUGGAUGCAGCGUGCCGGUGGACGUCAUGUCCAGGCUGCUCCGCACGGCGCACUGCGCCGCUAACAGCAACGGCACCUCGGCCAGUACCGUGGUUUGCGAUGCUUCCGCCGCAGGGAAUGCCACUGCAUACCAGUUUCUGCGGUGGGAGAAGUUGGAGAAGCAAAAGUGCGACGACGUGCUAACCUCCACGGUGUUCGUGCUCACGGCGGAGUGGGCGCCUACGCUGGAGUUCGGCGUGGCCGAGCUCGGCUGGUGGCUCAACGGGACGUGUGGCACCGGCGGGGGCGAGCGUUGCGCGGCGAACGCGAUGUGCACCGACGUAGAAACGCCUAGCGGGGAGUUGGGGCACCGGUGCGGGUGCGUGGCGGGGAUGGAGGGCGACGGCUCCUCGGCCGGCGACGGAUGCUACCUCGGUGCAUCCCUGCGUGGUGUCCCAAGCUCGAAGCGCCGAAGACUACCCCUGCUCGUCAGCCUGUGUGGUGGGUUCCUGCUUUCUCUUGGCAUUUUUUCCCUCUUCCUCGUACACUGGCGGAGAAGGCGUAAUACCAUGAACAAGACAACCAAACAGAUGCCGAAAAAGGCAAUGACACACUUCCAUGAUGAACUUGUGGAGGCCGAGCUGGAGCAAGGAGCCAGUGGCCCCCGACCAUUUUCCUAUCAGGAGCUCACUGUCGCCACCGACAACUUCUCCGAAGAUAGAGCGCUCGGGAGAGGAGGCUUUGGGUCCGUGUACCGAGGGUUUAUGGGCGACAUGAAUCGCGAAGUGGCUGUCAAGAGGGUGUCUGAGACCUCUCGACAGGGCUGGAAGGAGUUCAUCUCGGAGGUACGAAUCAUUAGUCGGCUUAGGCACCGGAACCUUGUGCAGCUCAUUGGCUGGUGCCAUGGUGGCGAAGAGCUCCUCCUCGUCUAUGACCUGAUGCACAAUGGCAGCCUCGACACUCAUCUCUACAGACCGGACUGCGUGCUGACAUGGCCGGUUAGGUAUGAAAUAAUGCUUGGCCUAGGUUUGGCGCUUCUGUACCUACACCAAGAUACGGAGCAGCGCGUGGUGCACAGGGAUAUCAAGCCAAGCAACAUCAUGUUGGACGCGUCCUUCACUGCUAAGCUAGGUGAUUUCGGCCUUGCAAGGCUCAUCAACGACGGCCGGAGAUCGCACACGACCGGCAUAGCUGGCACAAUGGGGUACAUAGAUCCGGAGAGCGUGUUGGCCGGUAGGGCGAGCGUUGAGUCAGACGUGUAUAGCUUCGGGGUUGUUCUCCUGGAGGUCGCUUGUGGGCGGCGGCCAACUUUGGUCCAAGAAGACGGAGAUGUCGUCCACAUUGUCCAAUGGGUGUGGGACUUGUACGGCAGAGGAUCAGUCCUCGACACCGCUGAUGAGUGGCUUAGGGGGGAGUUCGAUGAAGGGCAGAUGGAGCGUGUGAUGGUCUUGGGACUCUGGUGUGCGCACCCUGACCGUGGCAUGCGGCCAUCCAUCAGGCAAGCGGUGAGCGUGCUGCGGUCUGAAGCGCCACUGCCGAGCCUACCGGCGAGGAUGCCGGUGGCGACGUAUGGGCCACCGACUAAUCAUUCGAGUUCCGGAACUUUGGUGCUGAGCAGAGUCAGUGGCCGGUGA
Triticum turgidum subsp. durum (durum wheat) is the source of this 2226-nucleotide messenger RNA. NCBI's taxonomy places the organism in Eukaryota, Viridiplantae, Streptophyta, Magnoliopsida, Poales, Poaceae. The record is from the annotation of a GenBank genome assembly.